This is a messenger RNA of Cygnus olor (mute swan), 1059 nucleotides long. RefSeq names its product T cell receptor beta chain MC.7.G5-like. The transcript is spliced from 6 exons. Bases 1 to 579 code for a protein of 192 amino acids. The record is from RefSeq and is a predicted model, not a curated record. NCBI's taxonomy places the organism in Eukaryota, Metazoa, Chordata, Aves, Anseriformes, Anatidae.
AUGAACAGUGGCUUCACUAACCAGGGCGCAGUCCCACAGCAGCUGAACACAACUGUGAAACUGUGUUUUAUCAAUACCCAGUAUUUUGGAGAAGGAACAAAAGUAACAGUUUUGGAGAAGAAUGAUGUAAUCAUACCACCAGCUGUGGUCAUCUUUUCCCCAUCAAAGCAAGAGAUCCAAGAGAAGAGCAAGGCCACACUGGUAUGCCUGGCCUCUGGUUUCUACCCCGACAACCUCAAUCUAGUCUGGAAGGUGAAUGGUGCUGACAGGACAGAAGGGGUGGGGACAGAUGAGACUUCCACAUCAUAUGCGAAUACUUAUUCACUGACCAGCCGACUGAGAAUCUCAGCCCAAGAAUGGUUCAACCCUUUGAACCGUUUUGAGUGUGUUGCCAAUUUUUUUAAGAAUGAAACACAGGAAUCAAUACACAAAUUCAUCUAUGGUGAUGCUGGCUGUACUAUUUUCAAAGAAAACUAUCAAAGAAGUGCUACAGCUGGGAAGUUUUUGUACAUCAUGCUCAUUUUGAAGAGCAUUUUGUAUGGGAUAUUUGUAGCGGGGAUGAUGCUUAGGUCCAAGUAAAUAUUCUAGAUAUGCUUUGCCCUGAAGAGGAAGACGGACAUAUGAUGCAAGCUUCAAAUCUUUGAACACAAGUCCUCAUUUGCUUCAGGAACCAGCCUUCUAUACUAACAAAGGCAGGAGAACAGCGAUUUGGCUAUAUACUUCUAUUUUUGCUUGUUUUCAAAUUAUCUUUUGAUAAAAGUCUAUCUUUAAUAAACUUCUCUGUAAUUUCCUUUAUAAGCUAUGAUAGGAUGACACAACUGAUUUCUACUGUUCUCAAAGAACUGAAUGGAUACAAUUCGCUCUAGGGAGAAUAUACAACUGAACAAAGAUGACCUCUACUUAUUGGAGCAAUGUGGUACUCCAGAUCAUGUUCUCAUGGUAUAUUUAAAUUGCAUAGGGCAUAAAAGGAAGUCUCUAUAUCUCAGCCUGGGGGGGAAGGAAGGAAGGAAGGAAGGAAGGAAGGAAGGAAGGAAGGAGGGAGGGAGGGAGGGAGGGAGG